GCUCCAUGUGUCCCUGCCCUCCUGACAGUGUGGUUAAAGCUCCCUAAGUAUGGUGCUGCACUCCUGGAUUGAGCCACUGUAGGCAAAUACAGCUGAGGGAGAACAGAGCGUCCUCUGUGGGUGUGUGUAUGAGUGUGUAUGAGUGUGUGUUGCACUGUUCAGCAGCAUCAUGGAUACAGAAUAUUCCAAGCGAGUGUACCAGGGCGUUCGGGUCAAGCACACAGUGAAAGACCUGCUGGCUGAGAAGCGAUCCCGACAGACAAACGGGUCCAGAUAUAACGGAGGAUCGACUACUCCACCUUCAUUUGUCCAGAUGCCAGGGUCACACAUGCUGCCCAGCUACUACAGCAUGAGACGUCCUUUCAUAUCCGACUCAGACUUUUGUACAUCCACCAAGCAGUUCCCUCCUGAUGUCUAUUCUUCCACAUCACCUUCCACUAUGACCAGCUACUCCUCCCUUAUUGACAGCUACUACCCAGAAACCUUUGGUGACUACCGCAGCGCCGCCACCUUCUCCAGCUCUGGAAGUUCCUUCCUGCCCUCGACAGCCAUUUCAUCCCUGUUGCCACCUUUCAGCGGAGAAUCGCCACAUCUGUUUUUGCGUGACUCAUGGGACCAGUCAGGCCAGGAGCCAGUAUCCCAGGUGGAGGGCCUCUGUCCGGAGAGCCUGGGCUCUGUCAGUGUCCCACCCUCAAUGCCUAGUCCAGAGCCUCCAGGGAGCCCUCCCCAGUACCGCUCCCCCAGCCGCGGCUCCUCCAUGGGCCCCGUCUCCAGCAGCCAGCUGUACACCCUGCAUUCACUGGAGGAUGCCCACUACCACCCUUUAACCACUAGCAGCACCUACGCUGUGCCUUCCUCCUUUUCCUGCCCCCCAUACAUGAGCAGUCCUGUCAGCGAUCUGGUGUCCAAGAUGGUGACAGAAGAGGUGACCGAGGGUCACGGCAGCCUCCCGGCCGGCACCGAAGCCCACUCCUCAUGGGCUAAGGAAGACGGGGUGAGCUCAUGGUCACCCUACGAGAUCAGGAGGGCCUACUGACCAGAGAGUCUAGCUAAGACUGAGGGUUCAAAUGUCCAAGUGAAUGGAAUUUCACAGACUUUUUCCAGGAAUUAAUCCACCAAAGACUGAGCUUGAAGUAAAUUGUUGAAGAGGUGUUUUUUGGAGAUCGUUUACAUCUAUUCGUCAUCAUUUUCUUAUUUUCUCAUUUUAAUUCAUAUUUGUACCUUUAUUAGCAACAUGGUAGCAAUGGUUGACUAACUUGGCCAAGAUUAUGUGGUGCAUGAAUCACAUUUAUUUACUGAAAGGAAACAAACAUUAAGGCAUUUAUUAUUUUUCUUUUUUUUACUUUAGUCUGUUUUUCAAGGUUGUAUUAUAUGUAAAAAAAAAAAAAUUGGAGAGGAUGGCAACAGUUACUUAAACUGACAUCAAUGAAAUACAUCUACAAAUAAAGUAAAUUGUUCUCUUUUUGUAGUGUUUAAACUGAGAAUUUCCCUAUAUGCAGUACAUGUAAUAUCUUAAAACUAGUUCCACUGUCUCCAAACAGAGAACAGACUGACUUAAUGAGGACUGGGCUUGCUGUUUUGUUUAUCUUUGACUGAUUGUUUUCAAAUCUCUCUUCAACCUGAUCUAGGAAAGAGGAAGACAUUUUUGGAUGUAAAUCAUACUUCACAGCCUUCUAAAAGUUUCCAUUUCUGUCAAACCUUUCCCCAUUUUUUUCCUUCCUUUGGAUUUUAUGAGAUAGGCCAACACAAAUAGUGCAUAACUGUGAUGUGAAAAGAAAAUACAUACAUAUGAUACAUAUUUUUUAAUAUUUGUAAAAAUCUCAAAAGUGUUGGGUGCUCUGUGUUUAUAUCCCCCGAGUCCAUACUUGUAGAACCAACUUUCAUUGUAGUUAGUUUGCUUUAUAAUUCUAGGGAAAUCACAUUUUUCCCAUUCUUCUUUAGUUAGAUUGGAUGGGGAGCUUCCAUCAAUUUUUCAAUUAAUGCCACUGAUUCUUAAUUGGAUUUAAUGAAUGUGGUGCAAAUGGAUUUCAAAUUGCUUGUGCAAAAUUACAAACAGGACUUCAUAUUAGUGAAGGAAAAAUGAAGCUUCGUCAAGCACUGAAGCUUUCCAUCCAAUUGGUCAGCUCAUAGGCCAAAGGUUCAUGAUGCUUUAUUUCCUUUACUGUGCCAUCAAGUGGACAAUAAAUGUAAAACAGGCAGUGAUUAUAUUGACACAACUUUAGUGUGUGAAGCUUUAAAUUAAAUAAAUAAUUUUUUGUGAUGCCAAUACAUACAUUUUGAAUAUCGUCUGAAUAAGAUCUUUAUCUGUCAUUACGAUACAAAGGCUAAAUCAAACGGAAAGUGAUGUGAAUGUGCUGGUGUUACUUUGUUUGCACUAUUAUGUUCCUAGGGACAACAUUUUAUUUAUUUUUAUUUAAAAUUGCUACUUUUCCACUGUGCUGGACUUCAGGUGGUUUCUCAUUUUUUAGAUGAUUUUGCCUGCUUUAGAAAAUACCCUUUCACAGAGCUCAGAUAAGGAAGAGGUAGCCAGAAUAGAAACAGCAUCUUUAUACAAGUUGGGAUUCAGCAGCCUUUUGCUGCCACUUAUAUUUGGAAGCAAACCGACGACCCAGCUCUUGAAUCAGUUACAAGGUACAUUCUGCAGGGAUGUCCCAAAAAUCUUUGCACUGUUGGAGUUUGAACAGAUUUUAGAACGUCUUCGUUUUUAUGUCUCUUUUUUUGUCGGAUUACAGCUUGAUGUAUCCUCUGUCAUUGUUUC
Messenger RNA from Girardinichthys multiradiatus, 2758 nucleotides. RefSeq lists its product as uncharacterized. The transcript has 5 exons. Lineage: Eukaryota; Metazoa; Chordata; Actinopteri; Cyprinodontiformes; Goodeidae. Bases 170 to 1036 code for a protein of 288 amino acids. The record is from RefSeq and is a predicted model, not a curated record. Gene Ontology annotation, molecular function: POU domain binding; DNA binding.